Molecule: messenger RNA, 2777 nt
Organism: Gallus gallus (chicken)
Lineage: Eukaryota; Metazoa; Chordata; Aves; Galliformes; Phasianidae
Gene: GPR153
Product: G protein-coupled receptor 153
Exons: 6
Coding region: 803-2623 (606 amino acids)
Biological process (GO): G protein-coupled receptor signaling pathway
Cellular component (GO): membrane
Molecular function (GO): G protein-coupled receptor activity
Source: RefSeq, a predicted model, not a curated record
CCCGUGCGGCGCGGCGGGCGGUGCCGAGGCAUGCGCCGUGCUUCACCCGCCCGCCCGCCGCGGCCCCGGCUGGGCGCUCGGCUCGGUGCGGGCGGCAGCCCCGCGGCGGGGCACGGCACCGGGUUGCGCUACGCCCUCGGCGGCAGCGCGUUGCACAGCCCCCCGGGGACAGCCGAGUGGUGCCCCCAUGCGGGGAAUGUCACGCGUCGAGGUGCAGCCCCUGCACGACCCACGCGGCCGGCACCGCGGGUAUGGGGUGCCCGGGAACUUCCCCGGGGCACCGGCGGCGUGGGCUGCGGGCUUCCCUUGGCGGCACAGCAGGCUCUGGAGGCUGGUUUUCCUAUAGUUAUUUUUAAGAGAGAAAAUCUUCUAAUGGAAAGCCCAGAAUAGCUCCUGGUGUUUGGAAGCCGUGCGGGUAGCUCUGGGUGCUGAGCUGUGCCCCGUGUGGGGGUCCCCGAGCACACAUCACAGUGUGGGGCCACGGGCAGCUCCCUGUGCCCGGGGUGAGGCGGUCGUGCCAGCAGUGCCUGCUCGCUGCUUCAUCCCAAGGAGUCUAAUUAUAGCCGAGAGGCUGCAGCGCCAGCGGGCACAGUGAGCUCAGGCGUCUCCUUGGUGGGGAGAAGCCUGCUGGGCUGUGGUGGCACUGUGGGGUGCCUGUGGUGCUGUUGACGGCCUCGCUGACUUGCAGGUGUUGGGCUUGGCAGCACCCAGGACUGCCCACCCCAAUGGAGCAGAGGGUGCCCUAGGAUGCCUCCGGCCGCAGCCCCGCAGCGCCCUGCUGACGGUGCCCCGUCCCUCCACCAUGCACGAUGAGCAGCGGCUGCCCGGCAAUGCGGUAGCCUGGCUGGCGUGUGCCGGCAUCUCGCUGCUCGCCAACGCCUGGGGCAUCCUCAGCAUCAGUGCCAAGCAGAAGAAGUGGAAGCCGCUGGAGUUCCUGCUGUGCUCCCUGGCAGGCACCCACAUCCUCAACACCGCCAUCCCCAUCACCACAUACGCUGUGGUGCAGCUCCGGCGGUGGCACUCAGGCUAUGAGUGGAAUGAGGGGCUCUGCAAGGUCUUUGUCUCCACCUUCUACACCCUGACGUUGGUUACCUGCUUCUCUGUCACCUCCCUCUCCUACCACCGCAUGUGGAUGGUCCGCUGGCCCGUCAACUACAGGCUGAGCAACACACGGAAGCAAGCCGUUCACACUGUGAUGGGCAUCUGGAUGGUCUCCUUCAUCCUCUCCACUCUGCCAGCGGUGGGGUGGCACGACACCACUGAGCGCUUCUACGCCAGGGACUGCCGCUUCGUCGUGACAGAGAUUGGCCUGGGCUUCGGCGUCUGCUUCCUGCUCCUCAUUGGGGGCAGUAUGGCUGUUGGUGCUGUCUGCAUUGGCAUCGCUCUCUUCCACACUGUCUUGGGUCGACGUGGCCCCGAUGCCAGCAACAGCCGCUUCCACGUGCCCACCAUCGUGGUGGAGGAUGCCCAGGGCAAGCGGCGCUCCUCCAUUGACGGAUCGGAGUCCGUCAAGACCUCCCUGCAGAUCACCUACCUGAUCACCGUCAUUGUCCUCGUCUAUGACAUCCUGAUGGGCUUCCCAGUACUGGUGGUGAGCGCUGCCAGCCUGCGCUCGGACACCUCCUCCGAGUGGAUGGUGCUGUGUCUCCUCUGGUGCUCGCUGGCACAGUCCCUGCUCCUGCCCCUCUUCCUUUGGGCCUGCGACCGCUACCGUGCCAACCCACGUGCUGUCUGCGAGAAGUGCCGCACCGUGCUGGCCAAUGACGAUGAGGAUGAAGAGAGCAGCCUGGAGGGCACGGUGGCCGUGGCAGGAGAGCUGGUGUACGACCGCCCCUACGAAUACGGCUGCGCGGCCGAGGUCCUGGUGCUGGACCCUAUCGCCACGCGUGACUUCUCAGUGCUGGAGCAGGGCCUCCCCCCAGUGAGCCCUGCCAGGACGGAGCCGGGGGACCGCAUGCAGUACCUGCAGGUGCCCCCGCUGCGUCGCUUCUCCCAUGACGAGACAGACCUGUGGACCAGCAGCCAGGUUGCCGCGUACCUGCAGCGCUGGGGGUCGGGCGGAGAGGCGGUGGGGCUGGCCCGGCUCCUGGCCCCCCACCGUGACCGGCCCCGCCACGGCCUCAGCCCCCACCCCGACGAGCAGCUCGCCUACCGCCGCCGCCGCUCCGCCGACAGCCUGGCCGUCCCGCUGCGCCUCUCCCGCGAGGACCUUCGCCUGGCCGAGCUGCACGCGUUCGGCGGCGAGCCGGGAGCGGCGGGCGGCACGGGGCGCUCGGCCUCGGUGUCGUUGCUGCCCGCGGCGGCGCAGCACCGGGCGCUGCUCUCCCCCUUUCCUCUGGCCGCUCUCCAGCGGGAGCCCCGGCGGCCGCCCGGCCCCACGGGCGGCCUCGCGGUACCGGGGCAGCUGUUGGCCCCCGAGGACCCGGCGCGGCUCCUCGCCCCGAUGCCCGCCGGGGGCUGCGCGGGGCGGGCGCAGCGAGGGGGGCCGGGCGCGGAGCCGUGGGCGGCGAGGCCGGGCCUCGGGGACGGCGGCCGGGGCAGCACCAGCAGCUUCCUCAGCUCGCCGUCCGCCUCCUCGGGGUACAUCACCUUCCUGUCGGACUCCAUCGGCUCGGCCUCGUAGGGCGCGGCGCGGGGGCACAGGCCGCGCGGGACGGCCCGAGGGGAGCGCGCCGGGGCCGGGCCGUUUGCCGGCGUUAAGGACUGCACCGCGGGACGCGUUCUUUUUUUUUUGUCGUUUAUGUUUUUCAAUUUUCAAUAAUAAAAGGCUGCACAGA